Molecule: messenger RNA, 807 nt
Organism: Desarmillaria tabescens
Lineage: Eukaryota; Fungi; Basidiomycota; Agaricomycetes; Agaricales; Physalacriaceae
Product: kinase-like domain-containing protein
Exons: 2
Coding region: 1-807 (268 amino acids)
Source: RefSeq, a predicted model, not a curated record
AUGGAAGAAGUCGAUGCCUGGUGGUCGCUGGCAACAGGAAGCAGCAGGAUCGGACAAGUCAAGGAAGGCGUCUUCUCUCUACGCUUCAAUCUCGUUCUCAAAUUCAGCCCACACGCACGUGAAGCAGAGGGGAUAGCUAUGUCCAUCGCACGCUCUAUGGAUGUGCCUGCGCCCCGUUUUAUAUCAUACGGCGAGUAUUCUCCCAACAUGAGAUCUCGGGAGGGAUCUAUCCUCAUGACAUGUAUACCUGGAAAAAUGCUGCAGGAUGUUAUCGAAUCUUUAUCCCCCGAGGAGCUUCAUACCGUCAUGCAGGAGCUCUCUGAGAUUCUAGACUGCAUGCGAUCGUAUUCUAACCCUUGGGGUACUCGCGUAUACGGCGUCGACGGAAAGGACGUCUACGGUGGGCGCAUCCCAGGUCGUCAUAUCAGAGCUUGCGACGACGAGCAUUCCUUUUACGCAACCCUUCUUCGGGCUACCGGCGCUCGGGACGAUGAUCAAGUAGGUCCCGCCAAGCUUGAAAAGGCGAGAAAUAUGCCGACCUUGUUUCCCCAUAAUAUUGUGUUUACUCAUGGUGAUCUCUGGGAUCAUAAUAUCAUGGUGGAUCACGGACACAUCAGCGGGAUCGUGAAUUGGGAAUGGGCGGGGUGGCUUCCCGAGCAUUGGGAGUACACAUUGAUUCUUCGAUGGAUUGGAUUGCAAGUGCCUUGGACCAAACAGUUGGCUUCUCUACCCGGGUACAAAUACUCCAAGGAAUUGGAGUAUGACUUGGCCUUGAUCGCAGUUUCAGAUAGCUCUUUUCCAAUAUGA